CUCAAAUAAUCUCAAGUAAAUAGUUAAAAAUCGUAGAUGCUGUAGAUGUACAUAGAUGAUUGUUAUCAAAAUACAUGUUAUAAUUUGCUCAUUGCAAGGAUGGCCCUGAAUAAUGCGAAAUCUGUGAUAUUUGGAAUAACAAAGAAUAAUAAAAAUGGCUUUAAAUGUUUAUUUUCGGCGAAGAAAUCUGACCGCGUUGCAUUUAACUGGCAGGAUCCGUUGAACUUGGAAUCUCAGUUAAAAGAGGAAGAAAAAUUAAUUAGAGACCAAUUUAGAGGAUACUGCCAGCAGAAACUCCUUCCAAGAGUAAUCGAAGCAAAUCGAAAUGAAG
Messenger RNA from Anoplophora glabripennis (Asian longhorned beetle), 331 nucleotides. RefSeq names its product glutaryl-CoA dehydrogenase, mitochondrial-like. Gene Ontology annotation, molecular function: flavin adenine dinucleotide binding; glutaryl-CoA dehydrogenase activity; fatty-acyl-CoA binding. The annotation marks the transcript as partial. The record is from RefSeq and is a predicted model, not a curated record. Gene Ontology annotation, cellular component: mitochondrial inner membrane. The transcript is spliced from 4 exons. NCBI's taxonomy places the organism in Eukaryota, Metazoa, Arthropoda, Insecta, Coleoptera, Cerambycidae. Gene Ontology annotation, biological process: fatty-acyl-CoA biosynthetic process; fatty acid beta-oxidation using acyl-CoA dehydrogenase.